Molecule: messenger RNA, 774 nt
Organism: Akanthomyces muscarius
Lineage: Eukaryota; Fungi; Ascomycota; Sordariomycetes; Hypocreales; Cordycipitaceae
Exons: 2
Coding region: 1-774 (257 amino acids)
Source: RefSeq, a predicted model, not a curated record
AUGGUAGACACAUUCAAAACUUCCUCAAAGAACGUGAGCUGUGUUUCGACAUACGUUGGCUGGCUUGCAAUUCGAGAGUUGUGGGCAAGGGACGGCUACUCCCUCAUCUACGUGGACCGACAUUUCUGCGAUAACGGCUACCACUCGAACUUUUUCCUCGUGACGUUUCGCCUUGAGAGCACCGAUGCCGGGACCGAGAGUGGUCGGCCAGUGCACUGUCGUCCACUCCGGCAUCAAGUCGGCUGGACCAUGGAGCAAGUCGACCAGGACUGGCUUUUCGACGAGCAUGGCCAGGGACGCCCAUAUGUCGUGGUAACGGGCAAUAGCAUUAACGGGUCCUACAACGAUUACAUGCGUGUCGCGCAUGCCAGCGAGCGGCACCAGGUCAGCGACUGCGCCGAGAAUGAGGCACACGUCGAGAGCUUCCUCGCCCAUGACCCAGACCGCCUAGCGCUCGCCUUCUUUGGCCACCAUAGGCACUACACAUUUGACAGCAGCGGCAAGGAGGAUUGCAAGGGGCCCGCCAGCGUGGAAGCGGACAACAAGACUGUCGCCGGGUACAUGGAUCGCGCGUUCCCGGGACUGGUCGAUUCCUGGUCUGCAUCCCACGAGGAGGCAGCCGACGUGGGGACGGCGGGUGCAUCUCUGCACAUGUUUGCCUGGCAGCAUUGUUUUGCCGAAACAAAGGGUCGCAUCGCUAGGCUGGUGUACGACGCCAAGGACACGCUGCCUAUCUCUGCGCCGCUGAGUCGACUUGGAGCCAUGUCAGCAUAG